UCAAUAAGUAGUUUUGUUCCACUUAAUGUGGGAGCUCUCCCAUCUUUUAGUUGGAAUUUCUUUGUUUUCAACUACUCGUUUGGCCACGAAUGGGAACAACGGAUGCAGAAAGUCACCACAUUCAAUACUGUGGAGAGGUUUUGGAGUAUGAUGUUGCAUACUCUGCCACCAUCGGAUAUUGCAAAUGGUACGGAUUUGUAUAUUUUCAAAGAUGGCAUCCAGCCAAUGUGGGAGGAUCCGAAAAAUGAAAACGGGGGUCGGUGGCUCAUUAAUGUGCCCAAUGCUAAUGAAGUCAAUCGGUAUUGGGAGGAACUCCUGAUGCUGAUUGUUGGUAAUGCCUGGGAGACAGAGGAGGAAUCCGAGGAGAUUUGUGGUGCAGUGUUUCAGCCGCGCACUCGAGGCGCUAGGCUCAGUCUUUGGACCUCAAAUUGGCAAAACAAAGAGAUCAUUAUGCGGAUCGGUCGUCGGAUAAAAGAGGUUCUUGAAUAUCCAGAUCGUCUUUUUUACCAGACUGUGGAGGAACAGAGGAACCUUCCCAAAGGUCAAGACGUUGCUGAUGGCAUAUAUUCUCUGUAA
Molecule: messenger RNA, 576 nt
Organism: Hydatigera taeniaeformis
Lineage: Eukaryota; Metazoa; Platyhelminthes; Cestoda; Cyclophyllidea; Taeniidae
Source: the annotation of a GenBank genome assembly